AUGAACGCAGUUGAAUCGUUUCCAAAAAUUAAUAUAAUCGAAGGUAUUGGAAUACCUGAUUUUUGGGAUGCUGAAAUUUUUCGUUCGGCAUUGAAUUACAAAGCACAAUCAGAUGAUAUCUUUCUUGUUGUGUAUCCGAAAUCGGGUACAACAUGGAUGCAAGUUAUUCUAUAUACACUUAUGAAUAAUGGUGAAGCAUUCGAUAAUAGUAUGGGAGAGUAUUUUGCACGCACACCUUUUCUAGAAUUAGUUGGUGAAAGAGGCAUGAAAAAUAUGCAUAGACCAUGUGUUAUUAAAACUCAUUUAUCUUUCGAUCGUGUUCCUUAUCACAAGAAUGCUAAAUAUAUCUGUGUAGUACGUAAUCCAAAAGAUGUAUAUGUUUCUUUUUAUUACUUUCUUUCCAAAAUAUUUAAUAUUCAACCGAACCAAACGUUAUUUGAUACAUUUUUUGAAGCUUUUAUCAAUGGGAAUGUUCCUUCUGGUGAUUACUUUGAACAUCUACAUUCCACUUGGCAACAUAAAGAUGAUGCCAAUGUAUUUCUAACAUCUUAUGAAGAUAUGAAACGUGAUUUACCCGAAGUUAUUCGUCGAAUUGCUCAAUUCAUGAAUAUUGAACUCAGCAACAAUUUGCUUGAGCAUAUUGCUACUUAUUCAUCAUUUAAUUAUAUGAAAGAACGGUUUCACAAGGCAUACAUGGCUCAAGCACGUAUUGCACUAGCUAACGAAGCGCUCGAUGAACCCUUGCCUGCUGAUAGAAUAACCUUGCAAAAUUUCAAUCGUCGUGUAAUGGUGCGAGAAGGUACCACCGGCAACUGGCCUUCAGUCAUGAGUGAAAAACAAUCGCAACGUCUUGAUAAAAUCUUCGCUGAAAAGACGGCAGACAUGCCUGGAGUGGAUAAACUUUUUCUACCAUAA
This is a messenger RNA of Rotaria sordida, 915 nucleotides long. The record is from the annotation of a GenBank genome assembly. NCBI's taxonomy places the organism in Eukaryota, Metazoa, Rotifera, Eurotatoria, Philodinida, Philodinidae.